This is a messenger RNA of Diospyros lotus (date-plum), 823 nucleotides long. Its product is annotated as vacuolar iron transporter homolog 4-like. The record is from RefSeq and is a predicted model, not a curated record. Bases 45 to 704 code for a protein of 219 amino acids. Gene Ontology annotation, cellular component: membrane. Gene Ontology annotation, molecular function: manganese ion transmembrane transporter activity; iron ion transmembrane transporter activity. The transcript has 2 exons. Gene Ontology annotation, biological process: intracellular manganese ion homeostasis. Lineage: Eukaryota; Viridiplantae; Streptophyta; Magnoliopsida; Ericales; Ebenaceae.
ACUCCUCCACAGAUCCCCCUUAACAGAAGAGGAAAGUUCUAGCCAUGGCUACUAUCGACCAAGCUCCAAGCCAAGAAGAAACGAAACCCACAAACCCUAGCCAUGAUCCCGAGGCACAACCGACGGAGGACGUCGAAAUAGAGAUUGUGGAUUACUCCAAACGAGCCCAGUGGCUGAGAGCCGCCGUUCUGGGCGCGAAUGACGGGCUGCUGUCCACCGCAGCGCUGAUGAUCGGCGUCGGGGCGGUGAAGAAGGACGUCCAGACCAUGAUCCUCACCGGCGCCGCCGGCAUGGUGGCUGGAGCUUGCAGCAUGGCCAUCGGAGAGUUCGUCUCCGUUUACACGCAGUACGACAUAGAGAUGGCGCAGAUAAGGAGAGAUCAGGCCCAGCGGGCCGGAGAGGCGGUGGAGGAGAGGAAGAAGAGGCUGCCGAACCCGUUUAGCGCCGCGGCGGCCUCCGCGGUGGCGUUCGCGGUGGGGGCGAUGGUGCCGCUGCUGGCGGCUGCGUUCAUAAAGGGGUAUAGGGUGAGGCUGGCGGUGGUGGUGGCGGCGGCGAGCCUGGCGCUGGUAGGGUUUGGAGGGUUGAGUGCGGUGCUGGGAAGGGCGCCAUUGGUGAAGUCUUCUUUGAGGGUUUUGGUUGGAGGGUGGCUGGCCAUGGCCAUCACCUUUGGCUUGACAAAGCUCAUUGGCUCCACUGGGAUUUAACCCUAGUUUUCUUUUUCUUAGCUUGAACGUGGGUUGGCUGCUUUCAUUUCCUCAAGUCAUGUAUUUGUAAAAUAUUUAAAUUAUUGAAUAGUAUGAACUUAUAUUUCUCUUUAAAUAGA